Molecule: messenger RNA, 1521 nt
Organism: Populus nigra (black poplar)
Lineage: Eukaryota; Viridiplantae; Streptophyta; Magnoliopsida; Malpighiales; Salicaceae
Exons: 3
Coding region: 1-1521 (506 amino acids)
Source: RefSeq, a predicted model, not a curated record
AUGCAAGCAGAAUUCAAUCCAUUUAAUGCACGACAAAGGAAGCAUGGAGAGAUGAUGAUUAGGCAAUUAGAAGAUGAUGAUGAUGGUGAUGAUGAUGGUGAUGAUAAGGAUGAUGAGGAUGUCAGUACUAAAAAACAUAUAUUACCACCGAAGGUUACAAAAAAGAAAAAGAUUCAAAGCACCAGUACUGUAAAACAAUUGACUACAAGUUGUGGAAAGCAGAAGAAAUCUGCAACAUUAGGGAUAUAUUUCAUGCUGAGAACAACUCCUGGUGCUCAAAAGUCUCUUCAGAAUUGUUGGCAAAGGAAGAAAACAGUUGAAUGGUGUGAUCUUGCUUUAGCGAAGUGGAUGAUUGAUGCAUGUGUGUCAUUUAAUGCUGUUAAUUCUGUGUAUUAUCAGCAUGCCAUAGAUGUUGUAACAGCCAUGGGUCCUGGUAAUAAAGGACCAAACUUGCAUGCUAUUCAUGGUUAUUACUUGGCAAAAGCGAUUGAUGAAGUCAAGAUUUAUGUUGAGACUUAUCGAGACAUUUGGAAGAAGAUUGGUUGCACUUUAAUGGCUGAUGGAUGGACAGAUCAGAAGAGGAGGAAUUUAAUUAACUUCUUAGUAUAUUGUCCUAAAGGAACAGUUUUUUUGAAAACCGUGGAUGUAUCAGAUGUCUCAAAGACUGCUAGAUUGUUGUAUCAGUUGUUUAGAGAGGUUGUUUUGUUUGUUGGGGUAGAAAACAUUGUGCAUAUGGUGACUGAUAAUGCUACAAAUUAUAUUGUUGCUGGCAAGUUAUUGAUUGAAGAAUUUCCUUCAAUAUUUUGGUCUCCUUGUGCUGCUCAUUGCAUCAACCUCAUACUCCAGGACAUUGAAAUACUUCGUCCAGCUCCUACUCAUUUUGCUACCAAUUUCAUUGCAUUGCAAAGCAUUUUAGCUCAUAAAGAUGAGUUGAGAGCUAUGGUGACAUCUAGAGAAUGGAUCUCAUCUGCUUAUGUUAAAGAUAGCAAAGGAAAAAAGUUUGUUGAGAGUGUGCUAGACUCUCUGUUUUGGGAAGAAUGUGCAAUAAUUGUGCGAAUGAGUGAGCCUUUAAUUCGAGUUCUACGAAUGGUUGAUGGUGAUGAUAGACUUUCGAUGAGAUAUUUGUAUGAUGCUAUUCAUCAUGCAAAAGAAGAAAUGGUUAGGAGAUUUCAAAAGAGAAAGGCUAGAGUGAAACCUUUCAUAGACAUUAUCAAUAAUCGGUGGGAUGGACAAUUUUAUAGAAAUCUUUAUGCAGCGGUAUUUUGGUUGAAUCCUCAAUUUCAAUAUGAUGCAAAUAUAAUGGAUAAACAUAUGAGCACUAUUUCUGGACUUCUAGAUGUUCUUGAGAAGUAUGCACAUGGAAAUCUACCAUUGCAAAAUGAUUGUGACGAGGAAGUUUCAAAGGAGCAUGCUGAUGAUUUAUUAGGUGUUGAUGAGAUUGGCUUAAUUCCAUCGACAUUUGAUCCAAAUUUUGCUCCUAUGGACACAGAAGAAGUUAAUGUGUUCAUUCAACAAAAGUGA